AUGUAUUUACACCUUGUCGGUGUUGUCCACCUCCUUGCGGAAGUCGAGGAAUGCAAGACCAGGAGUGUAGUCUGUGUAGAGCUGGUCGACCUCCUCCAAAGUAAGACCCUUGGUUUCCGGAACGAACGCAAACACAAAGAAGAUACAGAACAGCGAGCAGCCAAAGAAGACAAAGCCGUAGGCAAAGUGGAUGGCGUUGGCGAUGAAAGGCGUGAAGAAGGCAAUCAGGAAUCCCCAGAUCCAGUUGGCAGAGGAGGCAAUGGCCAUACCUUUCUGUCUGAUUCUCAAUGGGUAUGUUUCAGAGCACACAACAAAGACACCUGGACCCCAAGUGGUUGCAAAGAAGAAGAUGUAGAAGCACGAGAGGAAGAUCAUGGCGUCUCCGACGCUCUUGCUUGGGUCGACACCGUAGGGGCCGUUGUAAAGGGCCUUAGUACCAAUGGCUGCGAAAAUGACAAGACACACAGACAUACCGAAACCACCAGCCAUCAAAGUGAAUCUUCUUCCGAAUCUGUCAAUGGUGACGAGCGAAACAAAGGUGGAGGCGAAGUUGACGAUACCCAGCACAAUGGAGGUCUCGAACGAGUCGGUCAAUCCGACAGACUUGAAGAUGGUGGUACCGUAGUAGAAGAAGUAGUUGUCUCCGGAAAGUUGUUGCAACGAUUGCAAAACCACACCAACCAUCAACCGGUAGAAGAUCUUUGGUUUUCCGGUGAACAGCUCUCCCCAGGAAGCGGAACCAGCUCUUCUUUCAAUUUCAAUAGAGUUGAGGAUAAUGGCGGCCUCGUGCUCGACGAACUCGGAGUCGAUGUCCACUUUGUUGACGAUGGAGAUAGAUCUCUUGGCGUCCUCGAUUCUGUCCUUCUCCAUCAAAUAACGAGGAGAUUCCGGCAUGAAGGUCAUACCGAAGAUCAUGAGCAAAGCCCAUGCGAAACACAGACCGUUUGGAAUUCUCCAUUGUCUGGAGUCAUCGUAGGCGUGGUAGGUACCGUAGGUUGUGCAGUAUCCCAAGAAGAUACCGGCGGUGAUCAUCAAUUGGUAGCAGGAAACAAGCGUACCACGGAUCUCUUUAGGAGAGGUUUCGGAAAUGAACAUUGGCGACAAGACGGAAACAGAUCCAACAGCCAGUCCGGAAAUGAUACGGCCAAUGAAGAAUUGCACCCAAGAAGAAACAGAGGCAAUCUGGAUAACGAUUCCGACAAUGUAAACCACCAUGGUCAACAUAAGACCGACUUUUCUUCCCUUGAUGUCUCCGAGUCUUCCCAGAGUGACACCUCCGAUGGCACAUCCGAUGUUGAAGAUGGAAAUCAUCAAACCGGUACGAACGUUGGAAAGAUAGUGCUCACCGCUACCGUUAAUUUGACCAAACCGGUUCUUGAAGUCUGGCAUGUUGACGAAACCGGAAAUGGUACCAGUAUCCCAACCAAACACAAAACCACCAAAUGCAAUAAGCGAACACAGCAGACCAGUACCCAAGUACUGCAUUCCGCUCUUACCAGUAGACACGGCAGGAUGGUCUUCUGGCAAGGCAGUCUUGUCGUGUGCGUGGUCCUCAUAGAUGUUUUCUGGAGGAGGAGUAACCGACCCGAUGUCGGAUUUCUUCGAUUGUUGAUCCGAGUUUGA
Molecule: messenger RNA, 1623 nt
Organism: Ogataea philodendri
Lineage: Eukaryota; Fungi; Ascomycota; Pichiomycetes; Pichiales; Pichiaceae
Exons: 1
Coding region: 1-1623 (540 amino acids)
Source: RefSeq, a predicted model, not a curated record